Molecule: messenger RNA, 1739 nt
Organism: Anopheles aquasalis
Lineage: Eukaryota; Metazoa; Arthropoda; Insecta; Diptera; Culicidae
Product: probable cytochrome P450 6a14
Molecular function (GO): iron ion binding; heme binding; oxidoreductase activity, acting on paired donors, with incorporation or reduction of molecular oxygen
Source: RefSeq, a predicted model, not a curated record
CGCUGGACAAGCAGCACGCACGAGAGAGAUGGAGCCCGUGAGCGUGAUUAUCGCGGUGAUUGCCUUGUGCGCGACGGUUGUGUAUCUGUUCCUACGUCGGCAGCAAAACUACUGGAGAAGCCGCGGAUUCCCUACGCUCCCGGAACAGCCACAUCUACUGUACGGACACACGAAAGGCGUAAACACCCUGCGCCAUGCAUCGGCCGUCUCAUCGGAGAUCUAUCAACGGUUCAAGCGUGAUGGGGCUGCCUUCGGUGGCAUCAACCUUAUGAUACUCCCCGUCGUAACACUCGUCGAUCCGGACGUGAUCAAGACGAUUCUGGUGAAGGAUUUCAACGUGUUCCACGAUCGCGGUCUGUACACGGAUGCGGACGCGGAUCCACUGUCCGCGACGCUGUUCGCAUUGGCUGGCAAAUCGUGGCGUACGUUGCGCCACAAGCUAACCCCCACGUUCACGUCCGGUAAGAUGAAGUUCAUGUUCGGUACGAUCCUUGGGGUGGCGGACGAACUGCACCGCUACAUGGAUGAGCACGCGGUACAGGGUGAGCUGGAGAUGAAGGACAUUCUGGUGCGCUUCACCACGGACAUCAUUGGGACGUGUGCGUUCGGGAUUGAGUGCAACACGUUGCGCCAUCCGGAUUCGGAGUUUCUGAAGUAUGGUCACCGGGUGUUUGAAAAUACGACCUACAAAAUGCUGAAAGUGAUGUUUGCGAUGACGCUGCCCAAGCUGGCGAAAAAGGUUGGCGUCAAAGUGACGGACACGGAACUGGAGACCUUCUUUCUUGGUAUCGUGCGCGAAACGGUGGAACAUCGGGAGAAGCAUAAUGUGCAGCGGAACGACUUUUUGAAUCUGUUGAUCGAGAUCAAGAACAAGGGUUCGGUGCAGGAGGGAGGAGAUGCAAUUGCAGCGGAAUCGGGUAUGACAAUGAACGAGCUGGCGGCGCAGGUGUUUAUCUUUUUCCUCGCUGGAUUCGAAACGUCCUCGACCACGAUGAACUUUUGUCUGUACGAGCUCGUGAAGCAUCCGGAGAUACAGGAGCGGUUGCGCAACGAGAUCAACGGUGCAAUCGAAGCGAAUGGAGGUCAAUUGUCGUACGAUGUGGUCAUGAACAUUCAAUGUCUGGAUCAAGUUAUUAAUGAGACUCUCCGCAAGUAUCCGCCACUGGAAACGAUUACACGCGCCCCGGAACGUGACUAUACCGUGCCCGGCACUACGCACGUCAUUCCGAAGGGGGCCAUGAUCCAGAUACCGAUCUAUGGGCUACACCACGAUCCGGAGUACUAUCCCGAUCCGGAACGGUUCGAUCCGGAUCGCUUCACGCCGGAGGAAGUGAAGAAAAGGCAUCCGUAUGUGUUCCUUCCGUUCGGUGAGGGUCCACGGAACUGUAUUGGCCUGCGGUUUGGACUGAUGCAGACGAAGGUGGGCCUGAUAACGCUGCUCCGUAACUUCCGCUUCUCCGCAACCGAUCGCACCCCCGAAAGCAUGACGUUCAUACCGAGUGUGUUUGUGCUGACGCCGGAUAAGGGUAACUAUCUGCAGGUUGAUAAGUUGUAAAAAGGUGCCGAACGAGCUUAGGGUGUGGUUCUUGGCUCCAGCAGUUGGUUGCAUUAUGACCACCCACGCAUGACACGCGGUGUAUUGCGAGCUGCAUUGCAUCAUCGCUCCAAAAUAGGAUGCGCCACCACCAUAUGGCUACUAUGUUUACACGAAUAAAUGUUAUUCGAUGUUGCUAUUCCUG